Molecule: messenger RNA, 2247 nt
Organism: Cucurbita pepo subsp. pepo (vegetable marrow)
Lineage: Eukaryota; Viridiplantae; Streptophyta; Magnoliopsida; Cucurbitales; Cucurbitaceae
Source: RefSeq, a predicted model, not a curated record
CGUGAUUCUGGGAUGUGGGUCAUUGACCUUUUUCACAAAGAUCACAAUCAUCACUUCGAGCAUGAUGAUGGGGGGGAAACCCUUCCUACUUUUCAAGUUAAGGCUCCUAGAUCUGCAAAAUUGACGGUUAAUGUUUCUCAUAGACGAAAAAUUCAUCUAUUCAAGGAUGUUGAACAUGCCUUCUCCUGUUCUUCAGGAAUUAUUGAUUCAAAGCAUUUAAAUGAGAGAGGAAACGUAAUACCACCAAGGGGUGAGCCUUGUGUUGGUCUGGAGUUCAAUUCAGCAAAUGAGGCAUAUCAGUUUUAUAAUGCAUAUGCUGCAAAUGCAGGAUUUAGAAUACGCAUUGGUCAAUUGUUUCGAUCAAAAAACAGUGGUUCAAUUACAUCGAGGCGAUUUGUGUGCUCUAAGGAGGGAUUUCAACAUCCAUCAAGAUUAGGCUGUGGGGCGUUUAUGAGGAUCAAGAGGCAUGAAUCUGGAAAAUGGGUUGUAGACCGCCUUAAGAAAGAGCAUAAUCAUGAUCUUGAGCCUCAACCAGAUACUCAAAAAAGAAAUCUAAUAGUUUCCAAAAGGUUCACAGGGGAACUGAAUGGUGGAUUCGAAGGCAAGGAACCAGUUAACUUGAACUACGGGAUCGUCAUCAAGAGAACUCGGGAGAACAAAAUUGGUAGUGAUUGGUACCCAGGUCUUUUUGAAUAUUUCCAAUCCAAGCAAGCAGAAGAUACUGGAUUCUUUUAUGCUGUAGAAGUCGAGAAUUCUAACUGCAUGAGCGUUUUCUGGGCAGAUGGAAGGUCUAGAUUUUCUUGUAGUCAGUUUGGUGAUACCAUUAUCCUCGACACUUCAUAUAGGAAAAGUGCUUAUGCGGUUCCAUUUGCUACUUUUUUUGGAGUUAAUCACCAUAAACAACCUGUUCUUCUUGCCUGUGCUUUAAUUGCUGAAGAAUCUGUGGAAUCCUUCUCAUGGCUGUUUCAAACGUGGCUUAGAGCAAUGUCAAGUUGCCACCCACUUUCAAUAAUUGCCGAUCAGGACAAGGCGAUCCAACAAGCAGUCGCCCAAGUCUUCCCCCGAACUUUACACUGUUUUUCAUCGUGGCAAAUCCGGAAAAAGGAGCAAGAUAAUCUUAACAUGCUGGAUGAAACUUUUAGAUUUGAGUAUGAAAAAUGCAUUUAUCAGAGUCAGACUGCUGAAGAAUUUGAUGUUGGGUGGAACAUGCUUGUGGGAAAGUAUGGGUUGAAAGACAAUGCUUGGUUUAAAGAGAUGUACAUAAAGCGUAAUAACUGGGUUCCAUUGUUCUUGCGGGGAACAUUUUUUGCAGGCAUCCCCACGACUGACAAUUUCGAAUCGUGUUUUGGUGCAGCAUUCAAUGCUCAAACACCACUUGCAGAGUUCAUUUCUCGUUACGAAAUUGGGUUGGAGAGACGCCGUGAUGAAGAAAGAAAAGAGAGUUUGAACUCUCUAAACUUGCAAGGUUUUCUGCAAACAAAAGAACCAGUAGAAGAGCAAUGUCUAAGGCUCUAUACUCACGCAGUGUUCAAGGUGUUCCAGAAAGAACUCCUGCACUGUUACAGAUAUCUUGGGUUCAAGAUUUACGAGGAAGUGGCUCUCAGCAGAUACCUGGUGCGUCGCUGCGAAAAUGACAAUGAAAAAUGUGUAGUCACAGUGAUAUCGACAAACCUGACGGUGAAUUGUAGCUGUAAAAUGUUUGAAUACGAAGGGAUACUGUGUAGACAUAUUCUAAGGGUGUUCCAAAUAUUAGGAAUAAGUGAAAUUCCACCCCGCUACAUCCUACACAGAUGGACUCGAAAUGCCGAGUAUGGAACAUUGCAAGAUGUGGACACAGAUGGUGGCCCUCAAGAACUCAAGGCCGUGAUGCUAUGGAGUUUGAGAGAAGCUGCUUGUAAAUACAUUGAGGCUGGUGCAACAUCUCUUGAAAAGUACAAACUUGCAUAUGAGAUCAUGCGAGAGGGUGGAAGGAAACUCCGUUGGCAAAGAUAAAUAUGGAGGUUAGAUAGAUAUCUCUGUUCUCAAUUUUAUACUGCAUGCACAUGCACUAUUUCUUCUUCUUCUUUUUUUUUUUUGGUUGGUCAGUGGAUGCAUGCACUUCUUCUUCUUCUUUCUUUUUUUUGGUUGGUCAGUGGAUGACUUUAGAUUGUGAUCCAGAAACCAUGAUAUUGAGUUGUGGGGAUGAUCCUUUUCUGGAUAUGUCAUACCUGAAUGUUUAUAAUAUGUAAAUGAAAAGAAUUUGGAUUA